UUAUUAAUACAUUUUCAUGGGGGAAAAACGAGGUUUUGACAAGGACACUUUCGCAUUCUCUGACUUCUGCUAGGGGUGUCACAUAAUGGCAUUCCAUAUUCGGUGUAUCAGCCAGAGAAUACGAGCGUGCAGAUCUGCUGUAGAUUUCUUGCAAACACCUGCUUUUACCCACAUAGACAAAAGAGUACAGAGUGCCACUACAGUAACCUGUGUUAAUCCCAGGGUAUCAAUCAAUGAUUUAGAUGAAAUCCUUCAAGAAUGUAACAAGAAAAAACCAUCGGUCAAUGGAAGCAUCUCAGGAAUUUUUGACAAUUCAUUUGAUUUCGAGACAGUUUUAAGACGUGAACUAGUUAAAGAGGGCCAUGAGAAGAUUAAUGAUAGAAAGUGCAAUGCACUUAAAAGAACAUCUUUAUCUCACAGCAACCAUUAUAAACACAAAGUGUCACAAAAAGAUGAUAAGUUUGGACUUGUGCCACGUUUGACCUUUAAAAGUGAUUUUAAAUUUAGCUCAUCGUCUAAUGCAGUGGACAUUUUUUUAAGCAAUGGAGCAAGUUCAGGAGGAACCCCAACAGAUUCAGAGUUUGAGAAGAAAAGAGCGAAAAGAGAGGAAAAUCUACUGAAAAUGAGGGCUUUUCUUGAGCAGUCUCUUCCACCACUAUUUGAAAUAGGUAUAUCCUUUGAUGCCUAUUCACCCAACAUUGUACUGGAGAAUAAUUACUGGGGAAAAAAAGAAAUUACACUUGGACUACAGCGCUACAAAGCUAAAGUCUGGACUCUACAGACCUUGACAGGCAUACGCUUUAUUCACACAAGGCUGUGUUUGCUAAAUACCUCAUGUGACUUGGAUGAAAACUUUGUGCGAGUGCGAUGGAGGAUUUUAGGACUGAAGCAGUUAGCAGCGAUGAAACGCCUUAAUGUAUAUGGAAAAUUCUGGAAGAUUUCGAAAAUGCCUGACAGAGUUUUGGAAAAAGAUGCAGUAUGGUAUGAUGGAAUUUCUCUAUAUUACCUCAAUGAUGAAGGUUUAGUCAAUAAGCAUGUUAUCAACAGGGUAGAGGAGGAAAGUAGUAAGAGAGUUUCCCCAGCUGUGUCGUUACGCGAGAGACUCACCAGAAAAGUGGGCGUACUUCCUACAAAACAAAUGUAGGGCUCAGUCUUCAAGAAAUCUAGGAGAUUAAAACCGUUGGUGCAGAUAUGAAAAUCUAACAGAGAACUGUGACAAAGUAAUUUAGCAAGAUUGGUGCAAGUGGAGAUUUUAAAUUUCACAUGUAUUGAAAACUAAAUUUUUGCAAAUUUAUUUUAUAUGCAAUAGUUUCUAAGUGUAACUUUAAAAAAGAAAUAUAUUCUUAGCAUCAAAAUGGAAACUGGAUUAGGUAUCUAAUAUUAAAAUGUAUUCAAGUUUUCUUCUCAUUCAUUAUAUAAGGGAAAACUUUUGCAUUCAAAUGAUAUGUUUUAAAAUAAUUAUCUCCCAUUGGAAUUUGUUAUAUAAAAUCUUAGAAAAGAUGAUGAAGUAAUAUACAGUAUUGUGCUUUUCUUUGUAUGAAGCUUGAAAAAUAUUGUCUGUCAUUUUUUUUUCUGAUUUUAAAUUCAUGCUGAGUAUCUUGAGACUUUAUUUUCAAAUUUGUGAUAUUCAUGUAUAAAUAUAUACUAGUAUUUAUGAUACAUGGAAUGGAAAAUUAGAAUGGACGAUUAUACAUGAACAUGGAGGUAUUUUACAAGUGCUAAUAUUUUGUAUAACCACAAAUCCAGUGUGUGUCACUAUUUCUCUCAGUUUUUGCUCUGCUGUUAAUGUUAAUAUAUUGUAUAUCACAAAAUGGAGAUGUUAAUCCCCAAUAAACAAGUUUAUAAACAUUUC
Molecule: messenger RNA, 1852 nt
Organism: Saccostrea cuccullata (small rock oyster)
Lineage: Eukaryota; Metazoa; Mollusca; Bivalvia; Ostreida; Ostreidae
Exons: 7
Coding region: 86-1144 (352 amino acids)
Source: RefSeq, a predicted model, not a curated record